UUGUGCUAGUAAUUUUCCGGGGUCAAGAAGCACUCUGCACUACAGAAGUACUGCGUUUUAUUUUGCUCUCGAUCACCCCCGCUGUCCCGCACAGUAGGAAACUGUGAUUCCUCACGGGCCAAUCGCCUUCAUUCCGUUCUCAGGCUCCACGUCGUCCGCCUUGGCCGCCAUUUUUGUUUGGGGCCCUCGUAGAAAGCCGCGGGAUCAUGGGCGGAGGCCAUUUUUCUUUUGGGCGGAUUCCGCGCGCUUCCCGAGCCGCUCGCUUAGUGUUUCUCCGCCAUCUUAAGUCCUGGUUGUGGCUUCAAGCCGACCGCGAAGCAGCCCAGGUCAUCUUUUGUUUGGGUGGCGGCAGAGUUCCUCUACGCGCCGCGAGCCCUUGGGAAGCGGGAAGUAAGCCGGAAGCACGGUUUUCCAAGCUUCUGAAGGCUGGCUUGAGAGCCUGAUGCACAGCCAGGUACUACUUGACCAGUGCACCCGGACAGUAACAAAACAAAAGCCCGAACCCAAACCCUACCACCGUCGUAGUUAAAGGUCUGUAAUUGCUCUGGAAUCAGUAAGCCAUGGCGUCAAAGAAAUUUGCUGUUAAGUGUGGGAAUUUUGCUGUCCUGGUGGAUCUUCAUAUAUCUCCGCAAGGUUCAAACAAAGAUACCAGCUGGUUUUCUGAAGAAAAGAAAGAGGAAGUCUGUUUACUGUUAAAAGAAACCAUUGACUCAAGAGUGAAGGAAUACUUAGGAGUUCGUAAACAGCACAAGCCAUCAAACACGGAAUUCACAAGAUCCAAUCCUUUGUCCUUAAAAGAUCUGAGUAACGGUAGUGUGCUUCAUCAUGGCAUAGACGCUUCGCACAUGAUGCCAGCCGGUAACUCGACUGCUCAGGAUUCUCGACAUGGCAAGGUGACCGAAACCUCCCUUCCUAAGGGAUCUGAGCCCUCAGUGGUCCUGCCUUUCUGAGGUUGCCGUAGUUUUUGUUAACUUUUAACGCUGGAUGUGCUCUGCUAGGUCAGACCCAUUAUAUUCCUUGUGUGUUAUCCGUAUACCUUGUUGCCUUUCUUGUACCAUCGUGAGCCAGCAUUUCAACCCCUCUUU
Hippopotamus amphibius kiboko is the source of this 1085-nucleotide messenger RNA. Its product is annotated as protein SLX4IP-like. The transcript is spliced from 6 exons. Bases 561 to 950 code for a protein of 129 amino acids. Lineage: Eukaryota; Metazoa; Chordata; Mammalia; Artiodactyla; Hippopotamidae. The record is from RefSeq and is a predicted model, not a curated record.